This is a messenger RNA of Leptinotarsa decemlineata (Colorado potato beetle), 2158 nucleotides long. RefSeq names its product fatty acid synthase. Gene Ontology annotation, biological process: fatty acid biosynthetic process. Gene Ontology annotation, molecular function: fatty acid synthase activity; 3-oxoacyl-[acyl-carrier-protein] synthase activity; oxidoreductase activity. Lineage: Eukaryota; Metazoa; Arthropoda; Insecta; Coleoptera; Chrysomelidae. The record is from RefSeq and is a predicted model, not a curated record.
UACUGUUUCAGAUGUCGCUUCGAGCUAUGAUCCAUAUUGCAAUGCAGUAAGAGCGGGUGGUAUCGAAAUUGUUCGUCCACAAAAUUCACCAAUCCACCCACGGAAUGAAAUUCGGAAUCUUCAUCUGGAAACUGGAGAGUUCGUUCAUUAUGAGUCUCCUUCAAAUAACAGCUUCGAUAUGGAGACGUCUCUGACAAUAGCUCUCCAAAUAAUUCUGCAGAAUACAUCCGGAUACAUCAAAAAUCUCAAAAUAUGGAGUACUGUUAGUGAAGAAUUGAAUACAAUCGUCAAAACGGUUUUGGACAAUCAAGCAUUGACACAAUAUGAGUAUGUUGAAUGUGUCGAUGGUGCCUGUAGAACUGAGUUUGAUAUUUUUGUUAUUGGACCAAAUAUUUCUUCCCAUUCCAACGACCAUCUGAAACCCGGUGGAUUCAUUCUUCAGAUUGGAACUGGUUUGAAGCUUUCUGGCAUGCAAGUUAUAUUCCAAGCGGGCUGUGGUAGUAAAAAUAUCACUCUACUAACCCCAAAAACCAUACGCUGUAGAGAUUAUGAAGUUCUCAAGAUAAGAAAGAACGAGUUCAGUUGGUUGCAAAGACUAGAAGUUUUAUUACAAACUAAUUCUGUUAAAGUGGUAUAUUUAGUCAGUCAAGAAGGAGAUAUUAAUGGAGUUGUGGACCUUAUGAGAGUAUUAUCUACAGAGUCUGAGCGACUGUCAUUCAGAAGUAUAGUAACAGAUUCAAAUUCUAAAGUGUUUUCUGUUGAUGAUGAAAUGUAUCAAAGACAAUUGGAAAAGAAUGUAGCGAUCAAUAUACUUAGGAAUAAUGGAUGGGGAACUUACAUUCAUUCGCCUUUGGAAAACAAAACGAAAGGAGAAUCUAUGUCGAUAGAAACCGCUGGUGAACUGUCACCAAUACCUUCAGUCAUAACUAGAUCACAGGCCCAGGAAGAAGUGAAAAUUUCCUAUUUAGGUUUAGAUUCUACAAAAACCAAUAUGUCCGAUUCGAUGACCUGUUCAGGAUACUCUGGAGUGAGAUCUUCAGGUGAGAGAGUUAUGGGACUAGUUGCAUCUGAGGAAGUUUCUACGCGGUUUGAAUUCCAUUCAGUCUUCACAUGGACGAUACCAAAAUCAUGGAGCUUGCAGGAGGCUGCUACUGUACCUUUGGCAUAUGCAACGAGUUACUAUGCUUUGUUGGUAAGAGGAGACAUGAAAAAGGGAGAAUCGAUAUUAAUACACUCGGCAGCGGAAGAAGUCGGACUUGCAGCAAUUUUCAUUUCGCUUAGUAUGGAAGCAGUCGUUUUCGCCAGCGUUAGCAGCUCCAAAGAAAAAGAAUUUCUCAAAAAACUAUUUCCCAAACUUAAUGAUGAAAAUAUUGGAAUUGUCACAGACGGAAAAGUCGAGAAUAUAAUAAUGGAACGAACUAAAGGACGAGGCGUCGAUUUGGUUCUGAAUUUCACAGCCGAUUCAUUUCAACCUUCCUUCAUGUGUCUAGCUGAUCGAGGACGAUUCCUCCAAAUUCACAAAGAAGAUCUAGUAUUUGACAUAGUCGUUAAUUCAUACAUUUUCUUGAGAAAUUGUAGCUUCCAAGAAAUCGAUAUGGAUGAUCUGUUCCAUUCGGAAGACGAGGAAUGUGAAAUCGUUCGUGACCUGAUCAUUGAAGGUAUCAAAACGGGUGUUGUGAAACCUCUUCCCUCCACAGUUCACGAAGUAUCAGAUAUGAAAAGUUCGACUGGAGUAUCUCCCUAUAGAAAGCAUGAAGGAAAAGCUCUACUCAGGAUCGAUCACGACAAAUUAGAUGCUGUCGAAGUAAUUGAAACUGGCACACAUCCUUUACCUUUGAACUUGGAUUCUGAAAAAUCCUAUGUAAUAAUAGGGGGGCUAGGUGAUUGGGGUCUUGAACUAGCAGAUUGGUUGAUAGAACGAGGAGCAACGAAAAUAGUCUUGAACUCUGAAGUGACCGUAUUCAACGCGUACCAGGGAUUAUGUUUGAGAAGAUGGUCCAGGAAUAAAGAUGUUGUUGUGAAAGUGACUACUUUCCAUAUUAGUAAUCCGAAGAUGGUUGAGGAUUUAGUGCUGGAGGCACGGAAAUUGGGACCUGUUGGAGGUACGUGGAAUAUUCAAAUUUUGAGUUACAUUUCAUUGUGAGAGCAUGUGUUUCAA